AGCCGUUAUCUCCCGUGUUAAGGAUGGCAGGAAUCUGGGGUGCCAAGCAGGUUGCCUUGGCUCCGUGAAAACUUUCGCCUUGCCUUUCACACGGUCCCAAAAGCGGCAUUUGACUCGUUUUGGGGAUGUUUUAACAGGAAGGAUGGUGGGAAGGGCAGAGCGGAAUUCCAGCAGGAAAUUCACCUGUCCCUAAGGAACCUUUUGGCUUUUCCUGAUGGACGGAUCCGACCGCAAUGGAAGAUGUGAGCUCCAAAAGGGUCAGCGACUUCUUACAGAAAUGCGUCAAGCUUGAGGACAACGAAGGGGAGCCUCCCCCCAAGGAGAUCUUGGAAGUUCAAAACCUCCCUCUGCUUGCUCCAUCCUAUCCUCAGACGGUGCAAGAGGAGAUUUCAAUGGUUUUCAAUACUUGUGCAGUGCCAGCCAAUCUGGGCCCCUGUGCCAGGAGGCGGCGCGAGAAAGGCAAUGGCCACGACGGGACCAGCACGUCUCUCUACGUUGACCGCCGGAAGUCCAAAGUGUGGAACUACUACACCAAGCUGGGAGACGCUUACGUAGAAUGCAACGUCUGCAAGAAGCAGCUGUCCUUCCACAACAGCACCACCACCAUGAGGGAACACCUGGUGCGCAAACACAGCAUCCGUGACACCCUUCUCUCGCAACUGAAGGAUGACCAGGUGCCGGACCCUGACUACGUGGCUCAGGAGACCGCCAUAAAAAGAGCUCGCCAACUGACCCCCGAGAACAACAAUCCCUACCACGCGGUGACCUGCACGGAACCCAGGACGGACGUGAUUCUGGAACUGGUGCUAGAGAUGAUCUUUCGGGACUUGCAUCCGCUCUCCGUAGUGAAAGACAAAGGCUUUGGCCUUCUCAUUGGCUACUUAGAACCUAGCUUCGUUCUCCCGUCUCCUGUGCAGCUCUCUAGCAUGCUGUGGCAUCGAUACAACGUCGUCAAACAACACCUAGAACACUACUUGCAGACCGCUCAGUCGAUUGUCAUCUGUGCCGAGUUCUGGCUGUCUCACCCCAACCAGAGGUACCUGACAGUUGUGACGAAUUUUAUCGACGGAGAGUGGCGGCGGGCAAGGUGCAUCCUAGAAACCCAGCAGGUGCACGAGAACGAAGAGGAGAGCAGCCUGGGAGAUAGGCUGUACACGGUCCUCACGGACUUCGGCUUGUCCAACAAAUCAGUCUUCUGCAUGAUGCACGACAGCCUGCAGAAUCUGGAGGCCAAUUCGUCCCACCUGAAAUGCGUCUACGGCUGGACCAGCCUGUGCUGCGCAGCUCACCUGCUGCACCUUUGUGUUGAGGCCGGCCUCAAGUUGGAACAGGUGCAGGAAGCAUUGACCGCGGCUCGAAGCGUCGUCCGUUACUUCCAGCAAGAUGCCAAGGCUACUUGCUCCCUCAACAGCAAACUGGAAGCCAUCAACAAGACCAAGCUGAAGUUGGUGACGGACACCGGGGCUCGGUGGAUAACCACCAUCGAGAUGUGCGAGUGCCUGCUAGACCUCAAGUGGGCCAUCAUGUCCGUUUUGGAGGAACAUCCCAAGGGACCUUCGGUGGUCCAGAAUCUGGCCGAUCACCAGUGGAAGCUCUUGCAGGACCUGGUGCCCGUGAUGAGGACGCUGAAGAUCGCCACGUCGUUCUUGCGAGAAGAGCAGAACUUCUCCAUCUCCUCCCUGAUGCCUUGUAUCCAUGGUAUCGUCACCGCCAUUGGACAGCAGUCCGAAGAAGCCAGCGGCAUCAUCAGAACGGUGGUCAACAACAUCAGAGGGGAGCUAACCCAACGUUGGGGUAUUUUGGAGGAAAAGAAGUUGCUGGAGAGCCCGGCGGUGAUCGCGUCGUUUCUAGACCCUCGAUUUAAGGAAAUGAGGUUCCUCAACCCAAGUCUACGGAGCGAGUUGCACAAAAAAGUCAAGGCCAUGUUGUCCCAGUUCUUCAAUCCUCAGACCCCGCCGACCAACCCGUUCUGGGUACCCAAUUCUGAUUACAAAGCAGAGGUUAGCGAAACAGCCAGCCAGCUGGCGGCUCAUAAAGAGAGAGGUUCAAGUGGACAAUCUCAAAGUAUGUAUGACAUCCUUCUGGGAAAAGACCCUACGGAAAGCAUGCCCGAGAUCCAUCAACAGCUGGAGAACUACAUCGUGGAACCUCUCUGCAAGCGUAGCACUAACCCCUUGGAUUGGUGGAAGAGCAACGAACACCGGUUCCCCUCGGUGGCCCGAUUAGCCCGGCAAUAUUUGGCUAUACCGGCGACAGUUGUACCGCCAGAUCAGGCCUUUGCCGCUAGCGAAAGUGCGCUGGAGCACCGGAGAGGCGUCCUGGCCCCCGAAAACCUGGACCAAAUUCUUUUCUUGCACCAAAAUUUUGACUUUUUAGAAUCGAUGCGAAACGGGAACGAGAACCCGAGUAAGUCUGUGCACAGCCAGUACUGAAAAAAAUAAAGAAGACCAGGCGUGGGAAGAGCAUAGAAAUCAGCGUAUCCUGAUGCAGCCAAUGCACCAGGAAGGGAAGGAGGGAGGAAGAGGAUGGUCAGUUUUUAAAAAAGGAUUAAAACAUGAUUUUCAGGUCACUUUAGUCAAACUGGAGUGGGGUAUGAGCUCAUCCUUCAAUUUAAAAACCAGUUUGCCUACUGCCUAAGCUUUCCCGAGAGUGCAGAUUGUCCCGUAAGAUUAGCUUGUUUUUUUAAAAAAAAAAUAUGAGACAUAGAUAGUCCUCGACUUACAACAGUUCAUUUAGUGACCGUUCAAAGUUACAACGGCACUGAAAAAAGUGACGACAGUUUUUCACACUUACGACCGUUGCAGCAUUCCCAUGGUUCACACGAACAAAAUUCAGAUGCUUGGCAAGUGGUUCAUAUUUACGACCGUUGCAAUGUCCCGGAGUCACAUUGAUCCGCUUUUGCGACCGUCUCGACAAAAUCAGUGGGGAAUCCAGAUUCACUUACCAACCGUGUUGCUCACUUAACGAACACAAUUCACUUAACAACAACGGCAAGAAAAGUUGGUAAAACGGGACAAAGUCACUUAACCAAUGUUUCACUUAGCGACAUAAAUGUUGGGCUCCGUUGUGGUCGUAACCCGAGGACUGCCUGUACUUAAAAACAGAUUGUAGAGCAAGGACCUUCCUGUUGCUGUUCUAAAAUAUUUCAGGCGUAUUCUUGGAAGGCCGAUGGUCUGGGGAAUCAUAAAUUUUAAUCGGAAAACUAGAUAUAUGCCUCCAUUAUUUUGGAAAGAGAGGUAAUAAGGACAAGUUGAAUUGAUUUCACAUGACUACAUUAUAGGGCAAGAUACUUUAAAUAGGGCAACAAAAUAUAAUAUUACAAAUGGAGGUCAUGUGAUCUCCUUCAGGACACUGCAAUGUCAUAAAUACAGUGUCAUGAUUCCAAGUAAUAACUCCAUAGAAAGCAAAAGUCCGAGGCAGGCAUGUUCCUCAAAGAACAAUUUUAUUGGAGAUAUCAUAUUGGCACAAAUUGGUUAAAACCGACACUGAAAUUGCCCGCGGUUUUCACCCGAUUAAAAGGUGAAAGUUUCCCCCUUUCCCCAAACAAUCCGUCACAUUGUCCAAUCAAGGGGCUGGCUGGUUGCCUGGAUACUGGCUCCUCCUCUCUCCACCCACCUGUUGGAAUGUCCUUGGUUCCCACAGGAAACUUAUUUUGUUUUGGCUACAACCCCCCCCCCCCCCUCUAACUAUGUUUCCCCCCCCUCCCUAACCCAUCUUCGCAUUGUGGCAAACCCCGAAGCCUCCAAAAUGGCCGCAGCCAGAGUUGACAAACAGCCUGAAUUUUGAUCACAUGACCCGUGGGGAUGCUGCGACGGUCAUGAAGUGUGACGACCGUAUAGAAUUGUUCUAUAAUUUAUUGCAAACGUGCUAGUUUUCCAGACGUAACUAGAGGGCAACGCUGGGGAAGACGGAGGAUGACAACAGACUCGGCAGGAUGUAAACAGCUCAAACCCCAGCCCUAACUGAAUUAAGAAGCAAGAGUAGCUUUAUACGAGCGCAGGAGGAAAGCAAACCCAUCGGUGAAGAUGUACAACCACCAAUUAUGGUUAGUGCCUGAAAAUAACCAUAAUCUAUAAAAUGCCGGAAUAUAUAAUAAUAAUAAUAAUAAUAAUUUUAUUUCUAUACCGCCCUUCUCCCGAAGGACUCAGGGCGGUGUACAGCCUAAUUAAAAACAGAAUAAACAUCAAUUUAAAAUAAUUUAAAAAUAUUAAAUAAAUUUGGCUUAAUUUAAAACCCUAAAAAUUAAAAUACCCCAAUUUAAAAUUAUUAUAUUGACAGCCCUGCCUGGCGGAACAACAGGGUCUUGAGUGCACAGCGAAAUACCCGGAGGUCAGAAAUCUUACGAAUUUCCGGGGGCAGUUCAUUCCACAGGGAUGGGGCUCCCACAGAGAAGGCCCUCCCCCUGGGUGUCGCCAGCCGACAUGACUUGGCCGAUGGCACCCUGAGGAGACCCUCUCUGUGGGAGCGGACUGGUCGGUGGGAGGCUAUCGGUGGCAGAAGACGGUCUCGAAGAUACCCGGGUCCUAUGCCAUGGAGCGCUUUAAAGGUGGUAACCAACACCUUGAAUCGCACCCGGAAGACCACUGGGAGCCAGUGCAGCUCGCGCAGGAGGGGUGUCACGUGGGCGCAACGGGUUGCGCCCAUAACCACCCGCGCGGCCGCAUUCUGGACCAGUUGGAGCCUCCGAGUGCUCUUCAAGGGGAGCCCCAUGUAAAGAGCAUUGCAGUAGUCCAACCGGGAGGUAACAAGGGCGUGAGUGAUAUGCCUGCUUUUCAAAGUGUUUCGUUUAAAUACGACUUGCCCUGGAGGAACCUGGGUUUCGUUUCCAUCAAUAGGACACGUUUCGGCUACACUGCGAGUCGUAAUAAUGGCCUCUCGCUUUGAAAAGGUUCAUAGAGAUAAAACUCAUGCUGCUUAUUUAUUCUAUUUUAAUCCUAUUUAGCAAGUAACCGGAUGCAAAGCUUAGGAAAGGCCAUUUGGCAAGUAGCUGCCACUGUGUUUGCCUCCGGUCAUACCUCAGCUCAUUUUCACAGCUUUGCCGUUAUCAAUUAGGCCCACGUCGCACACGCUGUCGUAAAAGUGUGGAAAGAAAUACUGCUUGGUCGUCUACAGUGAGUGUAGAUUAUUAAUUCUAGUUUCAGGAUCUCCAGGAUGCCCUGCGGUUGUCCACGGUGAUCGCAAAUGUGGAUGCAAAAAGCUGGCCACGAUGUAAGAAAGUGUACGACGGCAGUGAGCAAAGGUGUUUUAAAUGAGUUUUAUGGCUCUGAAAAUAAUGUAAACACAACUGCAGCCAUUUUUUUUUUUAAUAUGUCCUGCUCUCAGGAGUGUAACUCAAGCUACGACAAGACCCCUAUGGAAAGAGAGGUAGACAGCAAUAACUUAUUGGAGUCUGAAUGAAGAGUUAAGUUCUGAAUGGUCUUAGUGUCCAAUUUACUCGUCCGUUGAUUGAAGAUGUAUUUGUAAUCCUUGUUUCCUCCGUCAAUGGAUGAAGUGGGAAUAAAUGUCCGUAGGAGGAAAUUGUACAGUGGAAACCUCGGUACUCCACUGCUUUGAAACGCAUCGAAUUUGGUACUCGACACAUUUUGAUGUGAAAAUUUUGAUCCCGGAACUCAUCGUUUGUUUGGUAGUCAAUGCACAAGCUAGAACUUGUCGGUGCUGGCUGCCUUGUGGACUCACUACAUUAUUCCUUGUGGAAAAAAAUGGUUUAGUAGCCAUUGAUUUUGGUGCUCAUCGUGCCUCCCAGAAACAAUUAAUGAUGAGUGCCGAGGUACCACUGUAUCUGACCGGGAGGGGUAAACCAAGUUUCCUUAACCAGGAUUAACAAAUUCAUUUAGGCUUCCAUAGUUUCUUUCCUCUUUCCUAUAUGGGCUUGUCACUUAUGCAGAAUCGUUGUGCAAUAAACCGAAACAAGGUUAACAAGAUAAGCACGGGGGCUAUUCAGUGAGAUGAAUAGAUUCGGUGGAUAAAAUAAAGAAAAUAAUUCAGUU
Messenger RNA from Pantherophis guttatus, 5987 nucleotides. RefSeq names its product E3 SUMO-protein ligase ZBED1-like. Gene Ontology annotation, molecular function: DNA binding; protein dimerization activity. The record is from RefSeq and is a predicted model, not a curated record. Lineage: Eukaryota; Metazoa; Chordata; Lepidosauria; Squamata; Colubridae. Gene Ontology annotation, biological process: regulation of transcription by RNA polymerase II. Gene Ontology annotation, cellular component: nucleus.